UAGAACAUCAUAACAUGCCAAGUGAAGGAUCACUACAAUAUUAUCAAAACGAAAAACGGCUCGUUUUCUGAUUUUCGUUUUCCUGUUUCUAAAUGGAGAUCAAGAAAUUGUUCGUUUUCCGAUUUCCGUUUUCCUGUUUCUAAAUGGAGAUCGAGAAACCGUUCGUUUUCUGAUUUUGGUUUUCUCAAUUCCAAACGAAAAUCCAAUGACCGCAAAGUACACGGACCUUCCUGGGGGGUAUUUGCAUGUUUGGUUUUGCACACUGUAACACCGGUAUAACAUUGGCCAGAUUUAGCUGCUCUGUUGUCGCUUCGAGGGCAGCAAACGCGAAUUGUCAAAAAAAAUGGCUGGUGCUACCAGCGGUCUCUUCAUGUAUUUCGCUUUUGGAAGCAACUUGCUCAAAGAAAGACUGCAACUGGCAAACCCCUCAGCGACAUUUUACACUACCGGUCGACUAAAGGACUAUGAGUUGAACUUUGGCCUGUGGGAGAAGCACGUGGACAACGCUUGGCAUGGUGGAGUGGCCACCAUUGAGUACUGCCCAGGUGCAGAAGUGUGGGGGGUGGUCUGGACUUUGAGAAAUGAAAAUCUCACAAGCCUAGACAACCAGGAAGGGGUAAACACAGGAAAUUAUUCACCACUGGAGGUUUCAGUGGAGACGGACAAAGGAAUGAUACUCUGUAGGACUUACCAGAUGAACAAUUUCCAUCCCUGUCCACCCUCUCCUCAGUACAAACAGGUGGUGUGUCUGGGCGCAGAACAGAACGAGCUCCCAUUGGAGUACUUGAAGAAGCUGCAGGUCAUUCAGACAAACAACUACAGUGGCCCUUCAAUCCUUGAUCAAAUCAGAAUAGUCGGGAAGUAGCAGUUAAAAGUGUAUGGUUGGACUUGAAAACAGCAGCUGACAGAACCUCCAAAACAAGGUACAUUUAGUAGCUGUUCUGACAAUAUGAAGAACAGAGUAGACAACAAUAGAAUACAGAACAGCUACCACCACCUUGUAGUUUUUGUCAAGUAAUAGAAUAGGGGGAAAAAAAGCAACUCAAGGUCCACUUACCAGCAGUGUCUGCGGGUUUCACCCAGAUUUCACUGUCUUCAUCCUUACCUUAAUUGUGUAAUAUGUAGUAGUAAAGUGUCAGUAGUGUAAUAAUUAAAUACUAAUAAUACUAAUUUAAUAGACAUGAUGAAGAUUGUAAGACUUUAAACAGCAUGUAGAAAGAGCUAGCAAGUGAACCUUAAAGAGGCCAUGGCAUGCUCAUUUCCAGCCAUUUAAUGUUUAAUCUUGGGUACCUCUAGAUUAGUUUUGCACCCAUCAUA
This is a messenger RNA of Monopterus albus (swamp eel), 1317 nucleotides long. It is a transcript of the gene ggcta, whose product is annotated as gamma-glutamylcyclotransferase a. The coding region runs from base 344 to 865 and encodes 173 amino acids. NCBI's taxonomy places the organism in Eukaryota, Metazoa, Chordata, Actinopteri, Synbranchiformes, Synbranchidae. Gene Ontology annotation, molecular function: gamma-glutamylcyclotransferase activity. The transcript has 4 exons. The record is from RefSeq and is a predicted model, not a curated record.